Formica exsecta is the source of this 3152-nucleotide messenger RNA. RefSeq lists its product as uncharacterized. The record is from RefSeq and is a predicted model, not a curated record. The coding region runs from base 870 to 2795 and encodes 641 amino acids. Lineage: Eukaryota; Metazoa; Arthropoda; Insecta; Hymenoptera; Formicidae. The transcript has 3 exons. Gene Ontology annotation, molecular function: sequence-specific DNA binding.
GGCGAGCAAAGCAACAUAACCUCAAUCGUCGCUGCAAGAAGUAUACGUUCAAUUCUUUAAUAAAUUAACAAUAUUUUCUCAAUAAUUCAAGCCUUUUGCGAAUUCUAGUAAAAUAAAUAUUUUUGAGUGCUUUCUUAAGUUAUCCAUUAUUUGGAAGACUGAAAUUUAGUAAUUAUAGAUCUCUUUUUUGUUUAAAAUAUACUUUAAAGUUGUGACGAAAUAAUCAGAUAGGAAUUACUCCACAAAUUGUUCAUCAAACUAUAAGAGAACUGUAAUAGGAUAUACGGAAGAAACAAUGCAAAUGAUGCAAAAAUAAAAUUUCAUUCUAAAAGUUUCUACAAUUAUGAGUUAAUUGUCGCAUUAAGCUGCACUGUGAAGAGGAAAAACUUGAAGACAACUUAACCUUUGAAAAUCACAAUUUCAAUGUGAGUUAUGAAAGAAAAAGAUUUGAAGAUCUCUUGACGUUCAAGGAUUACAAUUUCAAUCAUGAGUUAUGGAAGAGAAAGAAUACAGUAGUCACAAUUUCAAGUUUAAACUAUGAAAAGUUAUGAGAAGAAUGUUUGAAAGCUAUUUGACUCUUUUUUAACAGUUAUAAUAUCAAUUUCAAACUAUUAAAAAGAAGAGAUUUUUAUGUUUAUAAUAUAUUUUUAAAGCUACAACUGCAAACUAUGAAAAGAAAGAUUUGUUUACAUUCAAGGGUAACUAAUCUAAUUAUGAGAAAGAAGAAUUUAUUAAAAGUUACAAUUUCUCUCAAGCUAUAACUAUGAGGAUGAAGAAUACAAAGGUUAUUUGACUUCCGAAAUUUACAGCUUCAAAUUUGAAUUAUGAACUAGGUUCACUUGAUUAUUAAGAACUACAAUAUCACAACUAUGCCACAUCCUUGUGUCGUCUGUGGUCGUUCGCGCAUGAACCCCAACAACCGCGAGGAAGAGUACAUGUUUUUUGGUUUUCCGGUGAACGACGAGCCUCGUUGCCGCUAUUGGCUCGAGUUUUGCGGUCGUGAGGAUCUUUACAAACUUACAAAAAAGCAACUUCUUCAACGUAUGAUUUGCUCCAAGCAUUUCCAGCCCCAAGACUUUCUCAAUGAGUAUUUAGACCGCUUAAAUUAUACUGCAGUUCCAUCAGUUUAUGAUCCUAAACAGAGUUUGUAUAAUAUAACAUGUGUCCUUUGUGGAAAAACACGAAGAGAUCCACCUGCGGCAGAUUACGAUGGAACAACCUUCCAUCAUUUCCCUGGAGAAGAAUUUCGCUGCCUCAAAUGGCUAGAUUUUGUUGGCGUAGACUCUUAUUACAGAUUAACGAGGAAAGAAAUCCUCUUUUGUUAUAUCUGUUCUAAGCAUUUUGAUCGUUCCCAGUUUGUUCCAGGAUAUAAGGGAAGAUUAAUAGAAAAUGCUAUUCCUAACAUUCGCGAUGCGGACCAGCUGGACCAAUCAGGGCCGUCUAUUAUCGAUUUGCAGCCUGAAUUGAAACUUUCCACCUUUCCAGAUAAGUGCAAAAAGCUGGAAUCAUUGUCUACUGAAGUACUAGAAAGCCAAGCUUGCGCGGCUUGUGGUCGGUUGAGGUCCGAUCCAAGAAAUAAGAUUGAACGUUACAAGUUUCACCCGUUUCCGGCAUACGAAAUAGGUCGAUGCUUACGCUGGUGCCAAUUUCUCGGCCGCGAAGACCUACUCAAAAUGUCGCCCAAUCAAAUACGCAAGCUCGUGUUGUGUUCCAAACACUUCCAGACUAAGCAGAAUUUCAACAAGACCGGCCCAUGCGAUGCAGUGCCCACAAUAAAGGAUAUUUCAGAAAGUGAAAAUGUUUCCGAGCAAAAUGAGGAUGAUCAGUACAUUGAAGAAAAUAAUAAAGAUCCUUCCAAAGUCUUGAAGCGCCCGGGCUCUAGACCACUUGUAUCCAGCAAGAAGCCCAAGGUUGACAAUAAACCUGCACCACUGGCGAAAAAACGGGGGAAAUCCCGAAGACCGACCUCUAUUAAUAUUCCUAGACUUGAUUCUAAUAAUACAGAGAACCAAGUGAAAAAAUUACCUCUUCCACCCACGACCAACUGGAAGAUCCAGUUGGGAGAUCAAUUUCAACCCAUUACAAUCAAUAAUGUCGCUUCAAAUAAUGUUGCAAAUAAUGUUCAGGGAAACAUCAAGAAGAUUAUAGUGCCGUUUACUGGAGAUAUAUCGACGCUUGGAGCUCCAAUACCAGUUCAUAGUUUGUCGAGUAUUCCUCCGGGACUGUUAAUCAAAAUAAAUCUUCCAGAACAAGAACAACAACAGCAAAAUCUCCAGAAAGCUUCGAGGAUGAAAAAACAAAGCAAGACGAAAAAUUUUACGAGUAAUUCGAGCGAACAACAAAUUUGGAUGAAGAACAAUCAAACUUCUGUUAUCUUGCAAAAAACGAAGCAGAACCUGGACAAAAGUUUAGUAAAAAUUUUAUCAAUGUCUACAGAAUCUAAUAAGGAGAUUUUAAAAUCUAAUAAAGUACAAAUAGAGAAAAAAAAGGCGCCUCCGCACUCUUUGGAAAUUUUGGAAGACGAAGCUGGGCUGCAGGUGAGUGUAAAAAAGAAACAGAUUGGAAAAAAGACACAUUUUGAAGAGUUGGAUGAUUCAAAAAAACAUAUGAUGAAGAGGAAGAAGGCAAGACGACGGAAUAAAAUUACAGGAACCAUGAAAAGAACCAUGUUCCCUAUCAGAAGCGAGAUUAGGCAUUUCUUGAGAAAAAUGGCACCGCUGAUGCAUCGCUUACCAUCGCGGGUCAGAGCGACGUUGAAGCUAUCGAUUGUCAAUAUGGUGAUCGAUCAGCUUUGAAAAUGCAGAUAUUUUUUAAAAUCGGAGUUCUUUCUUAAUUUUAUUGAUUGGUGAAAAUGGUCGAAGAAGUUUUCGAAAAAUUUAAUUGGGAUUUCGAUUUGUUUCAUUUUGUGGAUUGAAAAAUGCUCGGCAAUUCUGAAAUGUCGUUAAGUUUGAAUUUAUUUAAUUUUCAAUGAAAUACUACAAUCGGCGAAUUCCUCUAUUCUUGUCGAAGUCCCGUAUUAUUUUUCAAAAUAACAUGGGACCGCCUUCUAUUCACAGAAUAAAACUAUCAUUGGCAUUUUUUAUUUUUAACUUAUUUUUUCAUUUAAUACAUGCUCACGUGAUAAUAUAUGUAAUAGGAGUAAUAUACAAUAU